Messenger RNA from Geodia barretti, 855 nucleotides. NCBI's taxonomy places the organism in Eukaryota, Metazoa, Porifera, Demospongiae, Tetractinellida, Geodiidae. The record is from the annotation of a GenBank genome assembly.
AUGACACUUGAAGAAAAACUCACACGGCUGAAUGCUUUGCUCAAAGACAUGGGCAGUGUGGUAGUGGCAUUUUCGGGUGGCGUUGACAGCGCGUUUUUGGCGGCAGCGGCACAUCGGGUCCUCGGCGACCAAGCGCUGGCAGUAACUGCGGUCUCCGCGAGUUAUGCGUCUGGCGAACUCGAAAAGGCGCAAGCACUGGCCGAGCAAAUUGGCAUUCAACUCGAUGUCGUCUAUACCCGGGAGAUGGAAAAUCCCGAUUAUGUCAAAAACGAUCCCAAUCGGUGUUUUCACUGCAAGAGUGCCCUGGCCGAUAAGCUGGACGAAGUAAUCGAACACUAUGCAGGGCAGUUCGAGUAUUUGCUUUACGGCGCGAUAGCCGACGAUGUUGGCGACUAUCGCCCGGGUAUGGCAGCCGCUGAAUCCCGGGGUAUUCGCGCGCCAAUGGUCGAAUUGGGAUUCACCAAAGAUGACGUCAGAACAUUGUCAAAACAAUGGCACUUGCCCACCUGGGACAUGCCCGCAUCGGCGUGUUUGUCUUCUCGAAUCCCCUAUGGAACAGAGGUCACAGAGGACGCAUUGCAUAAAAUUGAUCGCGCCGAGCAAUUUUUGAAAGCGCGUGGAUUUGAACAAGUGCGCGUUAGGCAUCACGAGGAUAUUGCCCGCAUUGAAGUUCCGCCUGAAGAUCUGACGCGUUUUUUUCAGGAUGGUACAAACGAGGCUGUUGCCCAGACACUCAAGAAUAUUGGGUAUCGCUAUGUGACCCUGGAUCUUCAGGGUUAUCGCACGGGCAGCUUGAAUGAAGCAUUAUUAAAAAUAGAGACGAAGGGCGUCUCGCUCCUCUAUACGGAGAAGUAG